GGUGUACCAACUACUUAUUUAAAAAAGGAGAUCAAGUUCGUUUAUAAGGAAUCAAAAAUAUUUAUGUGUGAAAAAUGUAAUAAAUCAUUCGCUACUAAUAGCAAUCUUCGACGCCAUCUCAAAAAGUCAUGUAGAGCUCAAGAACCAUCUCCAAAGAAGCUCAAAGUUGCACACGAUACCCAGAGAUUUUGCGAUGUGUGUUCGGAGCACGUUUCAAGCCGAGAUUAUGUUGGACAUUUGCGAAGUGUCAAACAUAAAAAUAAUUCCCUUGCGUUUUCAACUGAAGGUGUUCAAGUAAUUACGUCAGCCUUCAAAUCUCGCAUUGUAAGCUACAGAAUAUCAGCGAAUACACAAUACAUUAAUCUGAAGGAAUUUGUCGAAUCGUUGGCUGACGUAAUAAAAAAAUUAGUUCGUGAGCAAAUUGAUAUCAUGGGUAGCGUUAAGGUGAACUGCGAGCUGUUUGGUUAUUUUAUUUUGGAAUCGAAGGAUCGAGGAGAAGUUAAGUCUUUUAAUACUCGUAACCAAGUAUUGACGAUAAGUUCCGACUUAAGUGAAUGGUUUAAGGAUAUCAUCGAAAAACUGGAAGUUGACGCAACGGAAUUUGAACAUCGCGAGUCAGGAUGGGCUCUUCAGCACUGA
Molecule: messenger RNA, 639 nt
Organism: Photinus pyralis (common eastern firefly)
Lineage: Eukaryota; Metazoa; Arthropoda; Insecta; Coleoptera; Lampyridae
Exons: 4
Coding region: 64-639 (191 amino acids)
Source: RefSeq, a predicted model, not a curated record